Molecule: messenger RNA, 3145 nt
Organism: Bombus pascuorum
Lineage: Eukaryota; Metazoa; Arthropoda; Insecta; Hymenoptera; Apidae
Exons: 1
Coding region: 90-2954 (954 amino acids)
Source: RefSeq, a predicted model, not a curated record
CGUAAAAGGGAUAUACCAACGUUUUACAAGUCAAAAUAGCGAUAACACCACAACCCGCUAGUAUCGAAAAACGAACGUGUCCAUAAAAGAUGGAUCAGAAUAAGUACAUAGAAGUACGAAUUUUCGAACCUGUUGCGGAUACUCCAACUUUCGACGCUGCUCACAAAUAUUCCAUAAAAACUCUGAGCACAAUUCACGAAUGCGAUAGUUUAAAGGUUACCCACUCGUACGUUCAAAAUAAUAAUUCGUACAUGCAAAGGAACAUUCCGUAUUCCACGAACUUGAAGUCAAACAUCAGAAGCUUUCCAUCUUCCAAACAAAGGGUAGAUUCGAUUAGAAACGCGGACAGACCAUUCGAUAUCGAUUUGCUCUUAAGAUAUUACGCGUGUAAUUCCGAUAUGGAGAAGUCGAUAAACAAAGUUUUUGGCAAAAUGGAUGAUCACGUUUGCAAAGACAUAGAUCAUGUUGGCCCGUUAAUCGAAUUGGGUGCUAUCUACAAAAUUUGCAACUCGUUGGAAGAAUCGUCUCCUAAAAAUUCCUUAUCAUCCAUGCGUCGAUUUCGCGAUAUCAUAGUGAAGCUACAAUCUUUGAUACGAUGUAGCAACCAAACGUUGGGAGAAAUUCUGUCGAACGAUCCGUCAAUGAAAAUCUGCGAACAUUGCGGAGUGAUAAGCUGCACUAAACCACCAAAUAUUUCUGUCGAAUCGCGAACAUCACCACCCAACACCUCCUACUUUUUAAGUACGCAAAUGUUUUCAGACGUAACCAGCAGUGGCGACGAUGACCCGAGAACCUAUCGACAAAUAAGGAGAAUUAAUCCCAAAAAGGAAGAAAGGACGAAACGCGUUGAAAAAUACCGCGGUAUGCAAAAGGAUGAAAAUCGUUCGACUUGCAAAGAGCAAGUAGAUAAUGGAAAAAUUUAUGGCUCAAGGGAGGUAAGUCUAACCGUGAAACGAGAAAAUAAUUUCCACAUAAAUGCUCCUCAACGCAUCGAAACUAUGGUAGCUGAACGCGAACACGAUAACACGAUUCAAGAAACACGUUCUGCUCGUAACGCGAUAAACACUAGAAUAUUAGAAACAAGUAAAACAGAGUUACACGACCGCGUUAAAAAUUCGCAAAUAGAAAAGCCAUCGGCUAUCAAAAACAUCGUUAAGGCAACGACUAAGAAUCAACUACAAGCAGAAACUAACUCUAACUUCGAGGAAAAAGAUAAAAUUAAAAACGAUAUCACUGUCGAUUUUACAAAUAAUUCUUUGUACGGUAGAUAUUUCAAUCCCGUAGACUAUAAAGAAAAGUCCAUACCGAGAAAUAAACUAGACGAUUGGCAAACGUCGGACAAAGAUCAGCUAAAUUUCAACGAGUGUAAUGAGAAGGUUUUAAGAGACAUUCUAUAUGAACAUCCGAAAUCCCGUAUUGAUAACUCGGUAUCGCAAAAUUAUACAUCUUUAAAUAGCAGACAAAGCGCAGAGAGUAAACAGAACCAACCAAACAACGUCAUGAACGACAUAACUUCGUCUGCUAAUGAAGUGACGUACUUGGCACGAGAGCGUCCCGAAUCAAUAGAGAGAAGGAAGAAAGAAUUGGUUUCGCAAUUAGAUGAGAGCACGUACGUACAUUCUAGACAACCUACCGAUAGACGCAGUUUCGUUUUACACAAUGCACGGAAUUACAAUCCGUGUUUAAAUUCAGAAUUUUUAAUACUCGAUAAAUUGAUGGCAUCGAAUAUGAUCGAAAGAAAUAGCGAGAAAAGCCCAAGAAUCUCCUGCAUCGAUUCUCAAAAGCAUUUAAAACAUCCCAAACGUGACGAUCCUAUUGGAAAUAUGAAACAGUUUAGAAGUCCAACGUGUUUAAUAGAAGAUGAUUCGUUGGAAAAUUGUAUUACAGCAUCUCGUACGUUGGUACAGGCUAAUGAAAGUAAUACCACAGUUGUUAGUUCCUCGUCUGCUGAAAACAUGAUACGUGAAUGGGUAAAAGUUCCCCAAAGUACUAAUUGUAUUCAAGAUGAAACGUAUAAAAACUCGGAUACUUCGAAACCUUCUACGAUUGUGUUAAACGUAGAACCUGAUGCAUUCUGGGCUAAUGAGAAAUCAGUUUACUGUACACCGACGUCGAUCGAUGGACAACAUAAUGCAGAAAAUUAUAGUGUAAAGAAAACGUACAAAUCAUCAUCGAAGAAUAAAACCAAACACCAUCAUUCGGAUAAACGGACUAUAUCAAAUAUAAUCAGUGGUAGUUUCAAGCUGUGGAAUAGUAGAGACUCGAUAAAAGAUAAAAUAAAUACAUCAAAACAUAUUGACAUACACGGAAGCGAGAAACGUUUCAGGAAGCACUUAUUCGAUUCCUUUAAAAGUCUCAAGUCCAUAAAAUCCAUGAAAUCCAAAGAGUUAGGUGGAAGUACUAAAUCUUCAGGUUCUCUUGGAAAUAGUUCAUUUCCUAAUAUCCCUCCAAGUAUCACCCGGCGAAUCAUUUACAAUGAAUCGUCGUUAAGAAAUCUGAUACAUGACGAUACAAGGUACACAAACAAUCUGAAGGACAUAUUGUUGCUUUAUCGAAAAGUUCUCGAAAGUACAGAAGAGAUGGAUUGGCAGAGCUUUCAACGAUUUGUCGAAGACUUACAUCCUAACAAAAGAAAUCUUUGGCGCGAUAUUUGCAAAAUCAUUAACAGCAAAGUGAAAAGAAUAACCGAGGAAGACGACGGCAGUGCGGAAAUAUGUAUAGAGAUCACCUCCACUCCCUUCGAAGAGGCGAAGCACGAAAGAAGAAAGUGCAGCAACGAGAUCGUGUUCGAGAUGGACAUAACACUCGCAGACGUCGAGAGGUGUCUCAGUAGGAGGCAGCUACUAUCCACGGAGAAAGAGCAGCUUGACACCCUUAAGAGAGCCAGUGAAGUUAUUAAAGUUCGAAAUGAUGACGUUUGUGAUAUUGAAGUAGCCUCUAAUCAAGCUGAAUAAGCAGUCUUGCAUGCUUUCAAUUUCGCUUCUACGUAAUCCGAUUACCAUCUCCUUCACAUUUCCCUUGCCAUUUCUUUCGUACAUUAUUUUUGUUCUUUUUUGCAUACAAUUUCCGUAAAUCUACUUUUUAUAAAUGUCUGCCAAACUCUUGACAUUCCUGAAUAAAAUGUGAAAUAUAAGAAAUUAAAAGA